This is a messenger RNA of Penicillium cinerascens, 1296 nucleotides long. Its product is annotated as DUF2841 domain-containing protein. The record is from RefSeq and is a predicted model, not a curated record. The transcript has 4 exons. NCBI's taxonomy places the organism in Eukaryota, Fungi, Ascomycota, Eurotiomycetes, Eurotiales, Aspergillaceae. Bases 1 to 1296 code for a protein of 431 amino acids.
AUGUCGCAAUAUCAGCAGGACGAUCUGGCAUAUCCGCACUUUGCCAUCAUCUACAUUGACAGAUACGGCAACCUGCGCCAUGAGACAUCCCAGUCUAUUGCCAAUAGCCGCGAGACCAUCCUGUCGCCAUGGGUUACAGAUGCCUUCCUGAGGGCGGUUGCACGAUCGAAGGAAGUCGUUCCGUCACAUUCCCCAUUUCAGCGUGGAGCAUCACCAUCCCUCCCGCGAAAGACGCCCAAUGGACAUUUCCAUGUACAGCAAAGCCUACAGCACCUCAGGAGGCCCCGCAGUGAAGAAUGCAGCAUGACAAGUAAUCAAAAAGCCCUGAUCAGCAUUAGAGACAAUGACUUUCUGCGGCGGUACUAUGAGAGGGUAUUUCAAAAUCUCCAGCAGACGAACUGCCGAGUCCUGGCAAAAGCCUACAUCAAACUCGUGGAGCCACGCAAGCAGCUGAGUUAUCCUUACAACGGGCGGAAGGUCGUCGCUGGUGAAACUCAAAUGUUGGACCCCGGCGAGACCAAGCCGCCGUGGUGGCCGUCUGAAGUGAGCCACCGAGAACCAGACCAUCUCCUCAAAGCCGAACGCGUUAAACUCCUAGUUCAUAUCCUCUGCGAGCUACGCACUAGCUAUGGCAUCUCCGCCCGGAGACUGAAAGAAGCAGAUGAGCCGAUCCGUUGCCAAAUCUCCCCACCCGAGCGAUUACAAAUACUGGACGAACUAUAUCAGGUCCGAGAGGAAGAAGAAAAGUUUUUAGAGGGGAUCACCGGUACGUGCGCCGUGCUCAAGCAAACUAUCGCGUUGGCCAUAACAACUUACUGGCCGCAGAUGGCAAGGCCGUGGUGGCCAUUUCUCGAGCGAAUCUACCUGACGCAAUCGGGAUCUCAAGCAGUCAUGGGAAAAAGCAGACAUAUUCUAGAUGGGGACGGACACCAGGCUGUCUUUGCGCCCCGCGCGAAUCCCCCCAACUCUCAUUCUACCUCCCCUAGUCCGACACAGAACAUCACGCAGGACCUUCCCAUACACCACUACCGCAACUUUGAUCCUCCGUCGGCGUCGACGUUGCAACAGGAUCCAAAGAGAAAGCGGCAAGAUGUUGUGACGAGUGUUCCUACCACGUCUAGCCAUUAUUCUUUAGGAUAUCACUCUUCUAGCUUCAUGAACUCCCAGCCGUUCUCACCGGAAAGUUACGACGAGCUUCAGAGCCUCCUGCACCAAGUUUCAACCAUCGAACAGCCUACCACGGAGUGUCACGGGGAGUCCAUGGGAACAUAUACUUUCCCGUACUACUUCAAUUGA